AAUCAGCAGUAGGCAGCGCAAGAUCUCACACCGAUUUCAGCUUUAGCUCUUUUUUUUCGGAAAGCAUUUGUCACACAACGUGUUUUUCAUUUACGUCCGCGUACCAUGACCGAACAAUCAGCAUUACUUCUUCGAAAACAACUGGCAGAGCUCAACAAGAACCCCGUGGAGGGCUUUUCAGCUGGUCUGAUAGAUGAUGACGACAUAUAUAAAUGGGAAGUUGUGAUCAUUGGUCCACAAGAUACCCUUUUUGAAGGAGGGUUUUUCAAAGCAUACCUAACCUUUCCCUAUGAUUAUCCACUACGGCCUCCAAAGAUGAAGUUCAUCACUGAAAUCUGGCACCCAAAUGUUGCGAAGAAUGGGGAUGUUUGCAUCUCAAUUCUGCACGAGCCAGGAGAAGAUAAGUUUGGUUAUGAAAAGCCUGAGGAGCGCUGGCUUCCGAUCCACACGGUAGAGACAAUCAUGAUUAGCGUUAUCUCCAUGCUGGCAGAUCCCAACAGCGACUCACCAGCUAAUGUGGACGCUGCUAAAGAGUGGAGGGAGGACCCUAACGGUGAAUUCAAGAGGAAGGUGGCUCGCUGUGUAAGAAAAAGUCAAGAAAUGGCAUUUGAUUAGGAGUCAAGUGUAAAUUCCAGGUUAGAGGAAAUGCCUUGAGAGGGAAAAUUUCUGCAAAAGGCUUUUGCACCCCUUGUUUUGCCAGUCAAAGGAAUUGGUUGGCUUCAACCACGUUUCUGUGAACGGUUGUCAUUUUCCGCAAGAUGAGCCAAUUUGAGAACCCUACCAGCGAAAUUAACCUGUUUCCUACCUGGAAUUGUAUAUUUAAUGUUAUUUAUUUUGAAAAAUUAAUGAUGUAAGAUAAUGUCACUACUGUAAAUUAACUUGCUUUUUUAUCUGCUGCUGAACAGUUUCUACUUUAUACCAGGUUUCUUAUGCAAUUUAGUGGUCAAGAUUGUGUAAAACAAAACGAAAAACCCGUUACCAUUAGGUCAUCACUUGUCCUCCCUACUGAAUACUUACCCCCAGAUUAAUGUCGGCCCAACAAAUCUCUGUCAGUAGAUGUGAUUAUUUUCAACACUGUCAUCGAAUCACCGUUGCCUUUGUUGGCUUCACCUCCUCACAGUGUGCUUGUUGUUUAGAGGGUCAGGUUGCAAACUUUUAGAGGCGCUUAUAAAGAGUUUUCGUACAGUCUAUUUUUCUGAGAAAUGGCCUCCUGUUAGCAUUUUCUUGUGCUGCUGUAAGAGGUAUAAAACCAUGACUCUCAAACCUGCAUGAUCCCCUCAAACAGCUCUGUUAUGUAUUGUUGCUAGCUGUUGAUGUAAAUGGAAUGGCUUACUCAGAGAUUUGAGAGUCACUGUUUUAUAAUAUAUUGACUCAUACAAGCAUAGCAAAUGGUAAUACAUGGUUUGUGCCAACUUCUCAGGAUCAAACUUCAUGUAGAGUGUUGAUUAGCAAUCGGCAAAAUGAACCUAAUAUUCCUCAACACGUGGCCCUCUCGGUCGCCGAAGAGAUCUAUUAAUUAUCACGUAGUCUUUUCAUACCGUUAUCGUAACUCAUGGAUAACCAAAUACAGUCUGUGAAAAAGCCUAAGCUGUGAUUAUUCCGCGUGUGUGCUGGUUAUCUGGUGUCUGAGCUUACCUCAAUUUGACAGGCUCGUAAAUUUGCCGAGGAUUAUGGGUGUUUGAGUUCUUGAUCGAUUAACAUGGGUAAUUCUAGGGGCUCCAUAGUAGAAUUAGGCUAGUCGUUCUUACUUCGUUUGUUGUGGCACGUUUGGCUUUUGAUCAGUGUGUGGGUAAAUGAUGAUGUGUAUGUCACAUUCACUCACGGGUUUAGACUCAGAGGACUUUGGGAAGCUUGCUGAUUAAUGCUCUUUAAUUCUCUCAACAUCUUGAGUUGUGAUCAGUGCAUACUUAGAUAAUAUUUAUCACCUUUACUUAAUCACUGAAUUUGGGUUGUAAUUCUUGAUAGAGACUUGAAGUUAACUCACCACUUAGUAAAGUAUGAAUACGUGGUUCUGAUGGGAAAUGAACACAAUCCUGCAUCUAGGUUUCAUUUUGAAAGAAUAUACACAGUCGUGUUUGGGUGGAGUCUGGAAACCAUCGGCUUUUGCUCACUCUCACCGAUGGUGUUGCUGACAAUUAAGCCAUGAUGACAUCUGUUUUGAAUUAUGUUGUACUUGACUGAUCUGUGACUGACAUUGAAAAAAUAGCUUACCAUCUUUUGGCGCAUGCAAUCAGGUUUAAAGAAGGUGGGUAUGUUUAAAUAUGAUACCAUUGUUAGUACAUUCUGGGUGAAUGUGAUGUGUACAGUUAGUAGAUUUCUGUAGACUUGAUGAUCACAUAACUGCUGUUGACAUUACCUUUUUAAGUCAGAAUUUUCUAACCUACCAUGACCUCCUCUGACCGGUGUUCACUGUAUUUGCACAGAUUCGGUGCGUUUGAAAUGUCAUUAAGCAAUACGCCCUGAAAAUGGUGUGUCCAGGUAAUCCACCCUAACGCCAUUAUUUCUUUUAGGUUUUUUGUUUUUCCAUUUUGUGUCAAUGCAAUGUAUAUUGGACAUGAUGCUCAAUAAAGUGUGUAAACAGA
Molecule: messenger RNA, 2582 nt
Organism: Chelmon rostratus (copperband butterflyfish)
Lineage: Eukaryota; Metazoa; Chordata; Actinopteri; Chaetodontiformes; Chaetodontidae
Product: ubiquitin-conjugating enzyme E2 G1-like
Exons: 6
Coding region: 106-615 (169 amino acids)
Biological process (GO): proteasome-mediated ubiquitin-dependent protein catabolic process; protein polyubiquitination
Molecular function (GO): ubiquitin conjugating enzyme activity
Source: RefSeq, a predicted model, not a curated record